This is a messenger RNA of Capsicum annuum, 3437 nucleotides long. Its product is annotated as 5'-3' exoribonuclease 4. Lineage: Eukaryota; Viridiplantae; Streptophyta; Magnoliopsida; Solanales; Solanaceae. Gene Ontology annotation, cellular component: nucleus. Gene Ontology annotation, molecular function: zinc ion binding; RNA binding; 5'-3' RNA exonuclease activity. The transcript has 23 exons. Bases 361 to 3279 code for a protein of 972 amino acids. The record is from RefSeq and is a predicted model, not a curated record. Gene Ontology annotation, biological process: nuclear-transcribed mRNA catabolic process.
AAUAUUUUCUAUUACCAAGCAAACAAAAAAGUCAAAUUUUACAAAUAUUUAAUUAGAAAGAAAGAUGUGAACAAAAAGAGAGUACAAGGAAAAGAAAAGAAGAGUUACGUACGGAGCAGAGGAGAGAAGCAAAAUAGAAAUCCAAAUGAGUAAUAGCUGGUAUGGAGUUUUUAGAAAUUGAUCUCACUUCUCUUUAAAACUUGCCCCGAUCCGUCUCUUCUCAAAUCUCAGUUUCAUGACCCUAAUUUUCUUGAAAUUGAUCCGUUGUUGAGGUGAAUUGUCAUUUCAAUAAUUCAGAAGAUUCUAAAACCCUUUCAGGUGCAAGUUUUAAUUGACUGGAGUUCAGCUAAUCGGAAAAAAAUGGGAGUACCAGCAUUUUAUAGGUGGUUGGCCGAUCGAUACCCGCUCUCAAUUGUGGACGUGGUAGAGGAAGAGCCUAAAGAGGACAUUGAUGGGUUGAAUGUUAUGGUGGAUGUUUCAAAGCCAAACCCUAAUGGCCUGGAAUUUGAUAACUUGUACUUGGACAUGAAUGGUAUCAUUCAUCCUUGUUUUCAUCCUGAGGGAAAGUGUGCACCAGCAUCUUAUGAUGACGUAUUCAAAUCAAUUUUUGACUACAUUGACCAUCUUUUCUCAUUAAUCCGUCCAAGAAAACUCCUCUAUAUGGCUAUUGAUGGAGUGGCUCCUAGAGCUAAGAUGAAUCAGCAGAGAACCAGGCGUUUCAGAGCUGCUAAAGAUGCUGCUGAAUCUGAAGCUGAAGAAAAAAGGCUGAGAGAUGAGUUUGAGAUGGAGGCUGCUAUUUUAAUGCCUGCAGGAAAGCCUGAGACAUCUGAUUCAAAUGUUAUUACUCCGGGUACUCCAUUUAUGGCAGUACUAUCAGUAGCUCUUCAGUAUUAUGUACAGUCGAGGUUGAAUAAAAAUGCUGGCUGGCGGUCUACCAAGGUUAUCCUUUCUGAUGCUAAUGUUCCUGGUGAGGGUGAACACAAAAUUAUGUCCUACAUCCGCUUGCAGCGUAACCUUCCUGGCUUCAACCCAAAUACCCGCCAUUGUCUAUAUGGUCUAGAUGCGGAUCUUAUUAUGCUGUCUCUUGCUACUCAUGAAAUCCACUUUUCCAUAUUGAGGGAGGUUAUUACUCCACCAGGUCAGCAGGAAAAGUGUUUUGCCUGUGGUCAGGUUGGACAUCUUGCAGCAGGUUGUCGUGGUACAAAUGGAAACCAAGGCGAAGAUGGAAAGGCUGCGCAUGACACACCUAUUCACAAGAAGAAAUAUCAGUUUCUCAACAUCUGGGUGCUGCGAGAGUAUUUGCAAUAUGAUUUAGAGAUUUACAACCCCCCAUUUCAGAUAGACUUUGAAAGGGUUGUAGAUGAUUUUGUUUUUUUGUGUUUUUUUGUUGGAAACGAUUUUCUUCCUCAUAUGCCAACACUGGAGAUUCGAGAGGGUGCCAUCAAUCUGCUGAUGUUCAUCUAUAGAAGGGACUUUACGACAAUGGGUGGCUAUCUUACAGAUGCGGGUGAGGUUUUUUUGGAUAGAGUAGAACAUUUUAUUCAGGCGGCAGCAGUGUAUGAAGAUCAAAUCUUUCAAAAGAGAGCUCGGAUACAGCAGUCAAUAGAAAAUAAUGGAAGGGCAAGAAAUGAGGUUAAUGAUCAGCCACAUCCUCCGGCAGAGGACAAGGUGAAGCUAGGAGAGCCUGGAUACAAGGAAAGGUAUUAUUCCGAGAAAUUCGGUGUAUCAACGGCAGAGGGUAUUCAUGAAGUCAGACUAGAUGUAGUUCAGAAGUAUGUGGAAGGAUUAUGUUGGGUUUGCCGGUAUUAUUACCAAGGUGUUUGCUCGUGGCAAUGGUUUUACCCGUAUCAUUACGCUCCAUUUGCUUCUGAUCUCAAAGGUCUAGCAGACUUGGAAAUUACUUUUUUCCCUGGGGAACCAUUUAAGCCGUUUGAUCAGCUAAUGGGUGUUCUACCAGCUGCAAGUGCAAAUGCUCUUCCUGAAAAGUACAGGAUGCUAAUGAUGGAUCCAUCGUCACCAAUUUCUGAUUUUUACCCAACAGAUUUUGAACUUGACAUGAAUGGGAAGCGUUUUGCAUGGCAGGCUGUUGUAAAAUUGCCGUUCAUCGACGAGAAGAAGUUACUUGCUGAAACAAAGAAGCUUGAAGACACGUUAACGAAUGAGGAGCAACUAAGGAACAGUGUAAUGUUUGAUUUGCUGUAUGUUCAUCAUCACCAUACUUUGGCUCCAUAUAUCAUUUCGUACUAUCAUCACAAUUAUAAACAAAGGCCAUGGCCUAUUGAUGCGAAUCUGAGUGCAAUGAAUGGGUUCAUUUGGUUAUCUGGGAGGAAUGGCCUGAGAGAUAGGGUUCCUUCUCCACUUAAUGGAUUUGGAGAUAUCUUAAAUAAUAAGAUUUUAAAUAUUACCUUUUUGAAUCCAGUACCUCACACACACAUUCCAAGGCCUCCUCCUGGAGUAUUUAUGCCCAAAAAGAUACUGAGAGCUGUUGAUAUAAAACCUUUCCCUGUAUUAUGGCAUGAAGAUCACGGUACCCGGCGCCAGCUUGGCAAAGAUAGGGGUUCUGUACCCGGGGCAAUAGCAGGGCCUUCUCUGGGGGAAGCAGCACAUCGGUUGCUUAAGAACACAUUGAAUAUCAAACCUGAUGGAACAAACUUUGGAGUGUUGGAUCAAUCAAAUUCUCGAAAUUUUUCGAACCAUGUUUUGAAUAGGUCAAGGCCAGCUGGAUCAUCUGGCUAUGAAGAUGGAUUCUAUGAUCAAAUGAGUCGUAGGAAUUUGUCUUCUAAUCACAGGCCACACUUUCCUGGACCUGCUGGGCGUGCAAGUGGCUUCUUUGAGGACCCUUCUUAUUUCCCUAACAAUUUUAUGCCUCGUGGUGCAUCUGGGAACUCCAGAUAUGCUCCUUCCCCUUAUGAGUUGCGAAACACUAGGCAAAAUUUCAGGAUGCAAGAUAGACAUUCAUAUCUAGACCAGUACCAUGGCAUGAGAAAUGAGAUGUCAGUGUUGACAAUCGAAAGUGGUGCAAUAACGGGGCCUUAUUCAACUCUGCCAAGAAUGUCAAAUUCUGGACAACUAUCUAACGUCCGUCCACACCCAUUCACACAAAAUGUGGGUCCUCUUCCUUCACCCCCGCUGCAGUGGAUUAACAAACCUGCAAGGGGAGCCACACCAAUGUGCAUAAAGCAUGAAGAAACUUCAAAAGGGCUGGGGUACGACAAGCAAGUCAAGCAGGUUUACCAAAUCAAAGCCCGGCCUACUCGGAGUCCUCAAGUACCGGAAUAAAACGGUGAUAUUUGAGUUAUUUUGAUCUUUGCUUUUCCUGUUGAUAGUGAAUCUCAUAGACAUAGUGAGAGGACUUGUCUCAUAUUUGUAUCCUCACAUGAAGGAUUUAGCUCGUCUCUUUAACAUUAUAUAUGGAUGGGAAGCUCCAGCAUUUUAUA